Molecule: messenger RNA, 924 nt
Organism: Acaulospora morrowiae
Lineage: Eukaryota; Fungi; Glomeromycota; Glomeromycetes; Diversisporales; Acaulosporaceae
Source: the annotation of a GenBank genome assembly
AUGGCCGAAGAGGAGAAGACAGUGACUGCAAUUACUACCGAUAAUACUUUGGCCGAAACUACCAAUACCGAGGAGGAAAAAGCUCAAGAAGAAGAGCCACGCUGCAAGGUCUUUGUAGGAAACUUAGCCUUUCAAACUAGUGAACAGCAGUUAUCUGAUUUUUUCAGUAAGACUGGCAAAGUUGUGAAUGCUAAUAUCAUUACUCGUGGCACACGCUCUCUUGGUUAUGGUUUUGUUACUCUUGAAACCGAAGAAGACGCCAAUAAGGUCGUCGAAGAACUCAACAAGAAAGAUUUGGAUGGCCGUCAAAUCAAUGUUGAAGUUGCUAAGCCAAAAACGGAAAAUACUGCCCCUAGUAACAACUACUGGAACUCUGGUGCACGUCGUGGACGCGGGAGGUAUGGUUUCCGUAGGGGUAGAGGACGAGGGAGAGCCCGUGGAAGGGGUAGAGGUCGCAAUGGCUGGCAAAGCCGUCGCCGGUUUGGCGGUCGCGCUGGUGAUGAAAGCGGUGAUGCUCAUGCCGAUAACAAUGAGUCCACUACGGCUAACGCCACUGAUGCUCCAACCACGAAUGGAUCAAAUGCAGAAAAUGAAAGUUCUAGAAUGUUUGUUGCUAAUCUUCCCUUCUCUGUCGAUGAUAAUGGUCUGAAGGAGAUCUUCAAAGAUUACGAUGUCGUUAGCGCUCACGUUGUUCGUCGUCGUGGUGGACGUUCCAAGGGUUUCGGAUUUGUCGAUUUAGCCAAUGAAGAUGAACAAACGAGAGCUCUUGAAGGGUUGAAGAACGUCGAUUCUGAAGGUAGAGAGUUAGUCAUUAAAGUUGCAUUGAGCGGUCAUCAUAUUCGAUCAGGUGGUGAUGCUGAGAAGGUGGAAGCACCUACUACUUCUGCCGAUGAGAAGAAAGAAGUCGCUGCCGCCUCAGAAUAA